This is a messenger RNA of Owenia fusiformis, 1544 nucleotides long. The record is from the annotation of a GenBank genome assembly. Lineage: Eukaryota; Metazoa; Annelida; Polychaeta; Sabellida; Oweniidae.
CUCUGUAGAACGUUUCAGAAAAAGUUCACGUUUUUUAAAUAAUCCGAAUUUAGACUGUCAUAAACCUUGAAAUGCCUGGAAGAAAGAAACGAUUUAUAGAUAAGAAGAAUGCUGUGACAUUUCACUUGGUCCAUAGGAGUCAACGUGAUCCUCUUCAAGCAGAUGAAGAUGCAUCCAAGCAUGUUCUCCUCCCGGUGGAGGGAGAUGUUGCCAAGAGAAAAAAAGAGGAAGAGAGAAAGUUUGGUGUUUUUUACGAUGAUGAUUAUGAUUAUAUGCAACAUUUACGUGAUGUAGAUGAAAUUAAUCAAGUUGAACCAGUGCAACAACUCUCCAGAGGACAUAAAGAAGACAUCGCAACAUUAGAUGUUGUCAACCAAAAGGAAAAAAAGCUCAAUCUUCCCUCGUCAGCUUUUGCAUCUGAAGUUGAAACAGACGUGGGUCUGUUGAAUAAAGCUGCACCCUUGAGAGGCCCACAGCUGGACUGGGACCCUGAUAUAGUGGCAGCAUUGGAUGAGGACUUUGAUUACGAAGAUGAAGACAAUCUUCUGGAUGAUGACUUUGUUGUGAAGGCUAAUGAAGGCGAGAUAUUGUAUGAUGAGGAUGAACCAAGAUCUUCUGAAGAUGAAGAAUGGGAAGAUGUUGAAGAUGAAGAUGACAAACAAAAAGUUGACAAAGUUAAUGUUGAUGAAGAGAAGGGUUUUGCAUCAGAUGAAGCUGAAGAUGAUUUCUCUGAAGAUGGGAGUUGGGGGCAAGGAUUUUCGGAUGAGGAAACAAAAUCUCGCUUUACAGCUUACUCAAUGACAUCAUCAGUUGUUCAUAGAAAUAAAGGUCUAACAUUAUUGGAUGAUCGAUUUGAAAAGUUGUAUGAGGAGUAUGACGAAACAGAGAUAGGUGCUCUUGACCAUGAGGAAAUCGAUGGCCAUCUACAACAGAACAGCGAUCUGCUCAACUUAGCUAUGAAUGAGUUUGAGAAGCAGCAGGACCAAAUUCUUCUGAAAGAUGUCAUAGUGAAGGGCAAUCCAGAUGAUGUUCAGAGCAGCUCUGAUUCAGAGGACAACACACAGAUGAUAACUGUUGAACUGGACAUGCCUAAGAAAGAAUGGGACUGUGAAUCAAUACUUAGUACCUACUCAACCUUAUACAACCAUCCAAAAACAAUAGAGCUUCCCAAAAAGGACAAGCCUAUCAAGUUAACCAAGAGGAUGAAUAUACCAGAUGAUGCCAUACCAACUCGGGGUCUCACCAAGAGGCAGAUAGAAGAGGAGAUGAAACAAGGAGAUAUGUUUGACAAGGCCAGUACCUAUAGGCCUAAAGGCGAGACUCCUGAAGAGAGAAAGGCAAGGAAAGAGGCAAUAAAAGCAGAGAGAAAAGAAAGAAGAGUAGAACGAAAGAUGAAUAAAAAUGCCUUCAAGGAAGAAAACAAAAGACAGCAAAAAGAAGUGAUGAACUUAAAAAGAAAUUUACAAGGGGAUGAAUUCAAAUCAUGUACUGACAUUGUACCGUCUAGUCUGAGUAAGAGAUACAAAUACUGCACCAUGUUAUAG